Molecule: messenger RNA, 7633 nt
Organism: Porites lobata
Lineage: Eukaryota; Metazoa; Cnidaria; Anthozoa; Scleractinia; Poritidae
Source: the annotation of a GenBank genome assembly
AUGUUCAUGAAAGAUUCUUUUGGUAAAUAAAACGUGUCACAUUUCUGCUAUUUUGCACAAUAUUGAGCUGGUUAACUAUAAGGCAGACAUUGAAAAUUAAAGAUGACUUCUUAAUUAAGAAAAUGUUUACUUUCUCGUGGAAGGAAAGUAGGUCUUAUUCUAACCGAACUAAAUCUCAAGACGUUUUAAAUGACCAUGUUCGUGUUAAAAUAGUGACCUAUUCUCCAUAUAUGGAUUAAUAGAAUUAGGACCAAAAAAGUGAUAGGGCUGUUUCCCGUUAUGUUAUUACGGAAAGGUCUCAUGGAAAAAUAGAAUUCUGGUAUCAUUCAAACGACCAGCCCCUGUUAAGGUAGCAUGCACAGGCAGUGGAAAUGUACAAGAGCUAAUUAAAAUCUUUUUAUCCCUCACAGCUGCUCAUUUAAUUUCAAAUGAAAGAAGACCCGAUAAGAAAGCAGAAGGAGAUAUAUUAAAUUGCCAGGACAUUCUAGUCAUAACUACAAUGAUAAAGCUGAAUGAAAGGCUCUCUUCGAACACUAUAGUUUUCAUUUUAAGCUCUCCAUAGUCCAUGUUUCCCUUAGUCUCAAAAACUUUUUUUUUGAAUUUUUUUAGGUGUUUACUCGCAGGAAAAAAGUCCAGAGAACGGUAGAUGCCAUGAACAAAGACGAGAUAACCUGAUUUGGGUAAAAAUGCCGUAAAUUGCGGUUAUAAAUGUCACUAUGAUUAUAAGCCAGUGGUUUAUGAUUUUGACACCAACUGUGACAAUGCUCAGUUUAAUUUCUGACGUAACUAUGACCAUGACGGUAAGAAAAAUUUAAAUUGACUGUAUUAGUGAUUACAGCAGUGAUAGUUACUUUGGCAGUGACUACGUAAAUCAGGGCUGUCAAAUCUUCCGGAUAAUCCGGGAGACUCCAGAUUUUGAACCGUUUCUCUCGGUCUCCAGAUUAGAGUCUGAAAUCUUCCGGGUAAUUGCCGAAGUUUGCCAGUCUUGUAGAUUCGGCUUUCUGACAAUGAAAUUUCAAAUAUUUUGCGUUGUUUGAGCUAUUUUACUGUUAACAUCGAACGUUUCCUCACAAACUCCGGUAUGGCAUUGUAAUAUGAGCAAUAAUGUGAUUGGUGGGAAGUAAACCAGUUGGGUCAAAUGUUACAAUUCCAACAACAUGUAUUUUCGCGUGUUUUAUUUUCACAAAUGACGUAAUGUGCCGUACAUUAUGACGUCAUCUACCAUCCCUUCCACAUGAAUUCUCAAUAUUUGAAGACGUGGGGGGUUGACAGCCCGGGUAAGUAGCAAAGUUUGACUGAUUGGGAUUGUGUUAGUGACUACACACAUAUAACAGCGACUAUGACUGCUACUGUGAAAGUGGUUUUGGAGGUUACUGUGACUGCAGCUGUGACUGCGGCCAUGGCUGAGACCAGGAGCCCAUAAGUAUUAACUAAUAUCAUUUAUAAACUUGACACUUGGACUCUUGCCCCCCAGAAGACAAGUGGUAUGGCGUGAUUCUGUGGGUGUUGAGAGUUCUGGGUCAGGGCUUUAAAUCAGAGUGCGCAGAUAUUUUUCAUCAGAGUUUUCUCUGGUUGUUGCACCAUACUGACGAGCCCCAAAAAGGGCGAAACAGCUGUCUGUGGCUACAAUCUCGCUCUGUUUUGAGUUAUUUCGGUGUCGAGUUGAUGUCCUGCAGAGUUAAUUUUCACGUAGUUCGAUCAGCAUUGCAGUAUUCUGUUUGCAGAAUUUAAUUUGUCUACAUUAUUAUUUUUGCUGAUCAGAUCUUUUAUGUAUUAACCUUUUUAGCUCCUAAAGACUCCUGAAGCGCAGACAAGGAUCACUUGCCUUUUCUUUUACCAUGGAGUCAAAAGAGAAAUACAGAAGUGGAAAGAAGUCGAAGAAACCCCUUCUUUGCCUGAGGAUGAAAAACAGAACAUUUUACUGAAAUGCAAGAUUUCAGUUAGCAAAUACGCAAAGGUUGCACUGCUGGCCAACUCAUUUAUGCAACGGAACAGCUCUAUGGAAAUUCGCAUAGUUGACUCGGAAAAGUAUGAUGUGGAAAAACAGAGGGAGGUGGAAAGGGAGACGUUUGCCCUCAUCCGUCUUAAAGGUAGGAAUAGAAUCCAUGUGUUUUUGUAGUUAAGCUACACGUAUACAACAAACCAGCAAACUUCAGAUUCAAGUUGAAAAUUUUCACGAUAGAAACUGAGCAGAUAAAACCGUUCAAAACAGUUCUUAUGGAUAAAAAGUGAGUGAAACUACUAAUUUAUGCGUGGAAAUAAUGAACAGUAAACGACUGGUAAAGGGAAACGUGGUCACGUGAUACAAACUCGCGUUUGCAGUUUGACGCACGUUGCUUUAAAACGUCUCUAUUAGCUGCUGUUGUUGCUUCCAUUGAAACAUAAUCGUUCGAUUUCCUAACUACUCUAACCUGCGAUCAGGUGUUCUUAGUUUUCGGGGAAAGCUCGAAAAUGAGCGGACGGUUUACACAAUUACUGCUUUUUAUAUUUUUUUUAUUAACUGGAUUAAACGCCUCAGCACGUUUAUUAAAUUUUUAGCGUUUACGAUCUGAUUCAGGAGCGAUGUCUAUUUUGGUGACAUUUCUUUAAUCACUGACAAAAAUUACGAUUAUCAUAAUCAUUUUUAUUCUUCUAAGUUAUGUAAAACAGAAGGAUGUUUUAAGUUCAAUGGUUUGUUUGUUUUUCUUUGCUGAGAUUCGUAAUUGCCUGGAUGGGGUAGGUUACGAGGUUGUACCGAGUUUUUCCCUCCCCUAAUAUACGCCGCAAUGUACUGAGUGGGUGCGCGUUUGGUGAUGUUUUCUUCCAUGACAUGAUGAAUGUAUUAAUUAGUUUUAAAGAAAUGUAAACCCUAUAGCAACAUUAGCAAAAAAUGUAAUCUUUGUCGUUAUGAAAAUAUCAACCACCCAUAUUUUACUGCCAGCUUUUAAUUUUAACGGUCAAUCGUUGAAGUUGCCUGAUGAGUGUGGUCCUAUACAAUUUCAGACCAUACGAAACAGAACUGUCGCAAUUAAAUGAUCGAUGAUUACUCCUGAAGCCUGCACUCCUGUUAUUAUUAAUAGUCAAUGCUCUUCAAUUAAAUGAAUUGAGCGUUCUACGAAAUACGUUCUACCCAGAAUACAAGUAGGAAUUUCAUACCGUAUAUUGAACUGCGCGAGAUGAAAAAAAUACAGAGAAGAUUAUCACAGUUAAGUACUCAACUUAUGCAGUUGUGAAAAGAAAGCCUGAAAAAGUUCCGACUUUGUCGGUAUUCAAAGCUCAAUUUGGCUUUUUAGCUCAAUUAAUUAGAGCUCUGCACCAGUAUCGCAGAGGUCAGGGUUCGAGUCCCGCAAGGCUGAAUUUUUUCCAGGCUUUCUUUUCGCAGUUGCAUAGGUUGCGUAUUUAAUUGUGAUGAUCUCCUCGGUAUUUUUCUUCCAUCUGCAGCAUUUAAUCGAAAGUGGCGUUUAAUCGUUAGACACGGUAAUAUUCCCUAGGCCAGUUUUUUUUUCAGCAUUGUUCGUACUUAUAAGAAUCAGGAAAGGUAGACCAUCGAGGUGGAAAUCUCUUCAAAACUGACUCAAACAGUUGGAUAUUGAUUCCGUUUCCCCAUACGUUUAUCGUCUAUCUAAAAGGGAUAACGUCUAGUUAUUUUAGGGGGUUCUGUGUCAUACUCAAGCCCCUUCUCCUAAAACAGACACUGGCUGAUGCUUGGUCAACUUUAUUCCAAACAGUUCUUUGUAUUUCCUGUGAAAAAACUGCCCAUUCCAACAGUUUGAUAUCUGGUGAUCAGAAACAGGCAUUUUCGGCAAAACACUCCACCACUCUUAUUUCGUUAAUUCUUUCUGAAGGACGGGUAAUAUAACUAGAGGGAUAGAGUUUCUGCAUAGUAUAGUCAGCUUGUGUGCUAAGGCCUCCUUGAAAAUAAUGACCGAGCGCGUAGCGAGGUCAGCUAUUUUUCAAAAGGCAGAGGAGUGAGGGCAUUAUCCGAUUAAAUACACCCUUCCAUUGUUUUAGAACGAGCAAGUCAUUAUUGUGGCCUCGAAGUGGAACAGUAGCUUAUUAUUCGUAAUAAUAACCUCCUGUUCCACCCCAGUGGCUUGCUCCUCCCAUUUCUUGUAAAUAAUAACCUGUUCAACAGAAUGAAAGGCGCAUUAAAGCCACAUCCUACAUUUUACAGGUGGAACAGAUGAAGCAAUCUGCUACGCUGAUCAAGCAUCAUCUCCAGAUCAGCGAAAUUUUGCUUCUCAUCUCGUGAACAUCAAUGGGGAGGAGGUUGCGAACAAGCGAAAAGUCUACGAGAAAAGUCGAUUGGUUGCCUGGAGUAACGAAGACUCUAUCCUGAAACUUGCAACUACCAUCAUGAAAGAAAACUCUGAGAUGAAGGACAGAUUCGGCAUUGACGCAAUUGAAGUAAGCCUUUUGUUUUGGUCGUUUGUGUGUCCCUUUAUCGCUAGCCCUUUUAAGCCGCGUUAAAAUGCCUCGAUUAUCUGCGUUUUGAGCGGCUCUUUAAAUAGUUUAAGCACAGCCAGACCUAAUCCACCAAACUUAGCAUUUUCAAGCUGCGCGUAUAUUUCUCUUACGCCACUAAUUGCAGGGCUGGAAGUGCAGUGCGGGGUUUGAAAAAGUUAACGGGAUUACAUACGGGAAUUGACGGCUACUGGAGAUGCAGGAUUCGCCAAAAUACAGUGCGGAUUCAGAAAAAGUUAACGGUAUUACAUACGGGGAGUUGACGGCUACCGGAGAUGUGGGAUUCGCCAAAAUACAGUGGGGAUUCGGAAAACGUUAACGGAUACGGGAAUUGAAUGCUGCUGGAGAAGAGGAUUUGACCAAAAUACAGUGCGGGAUUCGAAAACGGUAAUGGGAUUACAUACGGGAAUUGACGGCUACCGGAGAUGGAUUCACCAAAAUACAGUGCGGAUUCGGAAAACGUUAACGGAUACGGAAUUGAAUGCUACCGGGGUAGCGGGGCUCACUAAAAUUUGGGCACUGAUGUGGGAUGGGAAAGAAAAUUAUGUUCGGGAGAGCGAUGAGAGAAAUUCAGGAUUCGGUAUUUUCGUGAUGCGUGUUCGGGAUACGGCAUUCUCGUGAAAAAAGAGUGGGAAUACGUGAUCAGGGCCUCCCAGUCUCUGUUAUUGUCUGUAAGUAGCAUCUUCUUUCCAUGCUAUCGUGAUUGACGAAAAUGGCUUUUAAGAAAAAUGAUGCGUUCGAGCACACUUUGUUUGGGUUUUGUGACAUUGGUCAAAAAAUAAUAGCCAUUUACUAAACGGAAGCGAUGAUUUACAGAGGCAAGAAGGAAAAGGUAAACCGUCCGAGACAAAAAGUACAUUGAAUGAAGAAGUUACCGAAAAGUACGAAAGGAAAGGGAAGGCUUCUUAGUUUCUUGGUGGGUGUUGUGUCAAGAAAUGCUAUCUAUCUUCAAUUUUAAAAAGCCUCUCAACAGAGCGAAGACUUGGCUGACCUGGAACAGCUGACUCGAAUAAGCAACAAAUUUAGAAGCGAGCUUGAUGCAGGCUACUUUGAUCGUAUCGGCGAGGGAAACUUUGGUUACGUGUACAAAGCUCAAAAGGGCAAACACGAUGUUGCUGUGAAGAUCUUAAAGAAUAAAGAAGACAAGGAUCUGAUCAAUAACUUCGAGAGAGAAGCUGAUAUGUUGAGGUAAGUUCAAGACUCUAUUUGAUAAAUAACGUUAUUAAAUAAAAGUGGCAAAUGUUUCGUUAAUGUAGCGAUGUCACGACUAUUUCCAGGGGAAAAAACAAGCAAUAACUACUUUCUGUUUUGCUGAUUACUGUAUUUAUUCGAUUAAGUGCCCAACCUCGAAUAAGCGCCCACUGCUCCCCGCCCCCCACCAAGAAAGAAAUUGACCUUACUGACAAUGAGAUUGAAAUUUACAAAGUGAUACUUAGCUAGAAACUUCCCACGCGACAAUGUUUCCUGGUACAUCUUCACGUUUUGUAAUUAUUUAUCUAUUGCUGUAAAAUAAAUUUACUACUUGCUGAAAAUGGUGAAAAUUUAGCCUCUGCGUUAGUGCUGCAGUGCUCUACCAACUGAGCUGUGAAGAACCAUACACAGAGAGCAGGCCAACGUGUUAAUUUCAUCUUGGCCCGCAAAAAAGAAAUGAGACGCGGAGCUCAUGGGUUGAAAUAUCGUUGAGGCCCUUAAACGAUUUCCGGGCUUAAUUUGUAAUUACAUUGCGAUUAGGACUUCGAUGGUCAUGUCUUCAUUUAGAUUUGUAUUCUUGGAGUUCCAUAAUCUUCAUUCUGUAAUUCUGAUCACUCUUAAUUCAAAGCUCCUUGUUUUCUAUUGGCAUCUGUUCCAUACGGCCUUAGAGGCAAGCCGCUGAUCAAAGUAUAUAUUAUUUUUAUUCUCUGACCAGAAAAGCGAAUCACCCAAAUAUUGUACAGGUCAUCUCUAUACACAUCUCCAAGAAAAGUGAGUUGUCCAUCGUGAUGGAGUUUAUGGCUGGAGGAAAUCUCAAAGACCUGUUGAGAGAAAACAAGCAAGGAAUGGGAAAAGAGUUCACAGUUACAUUCAUUGAAGAUAUCGGCUCAGCUAUCGAGCAUCUUCACUCGCUUGGUGUUAUGCACAGGGACGUUAAACCGGAAAACAUCUUUGUGAGUACUAGUUUAAAUUUUGGUGCAGUCAUUUUGUCUUUACUACUAACUUUUUACUGGUGUGAGUUCCUACAGUAAACCAGAAAUUUCUGUUUAGCCUACUUUGGGCCGUGUGUUGAAGUGUGCUCUGUGUGCAUAGCGCCCCCAAAACGCGACAAUUGGAGUCUUGUUCUCCUGGAGACACGUGAUAUAGCGUGAUCCGGUGGGUGUUGGAGUUCAUUGUUGAGGCUUAAAACGGAGUGAGCGGGUAUUUUCUCAGCAGAGCUUCUCUGUUUGUUAAGCUGUCCUGACUAGCCACAAUUAUGGCGAAACAGCUGGCUACAACCCCGUUCUGUUUUGGGUUACAAUGGUGUCCUGCUGAUGUCUUGCAAAGUUACUUUUCAUGCAGUAGUACGAUCAGAAGUUUGCAGAAUUCAGUGUGUGUACUUUGGUAUAUUUUUGCUGGUCAGGUCCUCUUUAGAUCCUACGCUCUGCGGCAAAUUCGUUUGCAGUCCUUUGCAGUUAAUAGUGAACUUAUGCAACAGGACGGGAGAGAAAAGAAGACGGUAAACCUUAUGUGACAAGCGUGACAAUAAUUGUUUGAAAUAACUUUUCGUCAAACUUCACUUUCAAACUUUUAUACAGAUCUUUUUUGUAAAGACCAGAAAACAUUGAUGAUAGUGAAGUUCACAACAAAACACACAACUAGUGGCCUUGUCACGUUCAUCACGCACAAGGGAUUUGCCGUCCUCUUCUUCCUGCCGUCCUGUUGCGUAAACUCACUAAUGUCCAAAACUGUGGCCAGUGGUUGCUGUUGCUGCUCAUUUCUAUUGCGUUUUUCUGUGAGUAGGUGGAAUAUGAUUGUCCAGGUGAGAUAGUUCCGGGUGAGUCUAGUCCUAGUCAGUGAGGUAGGAAGAGUCCCACAGAAAUCAUCCUUAACGAAAAAUUUGAAGAAAGGGCGCAAACAUUUAAUCAUAUCAGUUUGUUUCCUCAAAAUUUCUCAUCAGUUGUCGAAAGAUCAUAAAGUCCUAAAGCUUGGGGACUUUGGCCUAGCCAUGCUACUAUAG